UCACAGUGGCCGUUGCAGUGUGGUGUGAGCGAGGUCUGGCUAAGUUACCGAAAUGAGUGAUAGCGAGGCCGUGUACCAUCCGGACCCCGCUCUGUCGCGGCGGUCCUACAUAGGAUCCAUGAAGCAAUAUCAGGACAUGUACAGACGUUCUAUUGACGAACCUGAGGAGUUUUGGGGUGAUAUGGCUAAACAAUUCCAUUGGGAAACUCCUGUGACUUCAAAGUUUCACUCAUACAAUUUUGACAUCACCAAAGGACCAAUUUCUAUAAAAUGGAUGGAAGGUGCAACGACAAACAUAAGCUACAAUUUGCUCGAUCGAAAUGUACGGAAUGGACUUGGCGACAAAAUAGCGUUUUACUGGGAGGGGAAUGAUCCAGAAGAUUAUAGCAGAUUAACUUACAAGAAACUGUUGGAAGAAGUUUGUCGUUUUGCUAAUGUGCUUAAAUCCCAUGGUGUUACCAAAGGUGACAGAGUUGCUAUCUAUAUGCCAAUGGUGCUAGAAGUUGUAAUCACAAUGCUGGCUUGUGCACGUAUUGGAGCUGUACAUUCCAUUGUGUUUGCUGGUUUCUCUGCUGAUUCUCUGGCAGAGAGGAUGCUUGAUUCAAAGUGCAAAUUACUUGUUACUGCAGAUGGAGCAUGGCGAGGAGAGAAAUUGUUGCACCUUAAAGAAAUCUGUGAUAAUGCUAUGGAAAGGUGCAAGAAAUUAGGACAUGAAGUGGAAACCUGCAUAGUUGUCAGACACUUGCCAAGGUUAAGUGCCUCGCAGUGUCAGAAUGGUUGUGAAAAAGCUAAUUUCUCACCAGAAAAAAGGAAAGCAUAUGAUGAAAAGGCUGUGUUCGGAGAAUCAUGGUCAUCACUUGCACGUGGGUUUUCCUUAGCAUUUUGCUGCCGUAGGAAGAAACAAAAGAAUCUGCACAAUGACAAAGAGACAAAGGUACCCUGGAAAGAUGGGAGGGAUCACUGGUGGGACGAUGAAAUGGAAGAUGCUUCUUCUUCAUGUUAUCCUGUGUGGAUGGGAGCUGAAGACCCACUAUUCAUGCUGUACACCAGUGGGUCCACUGGUAAACCAAAGGGAGUACUUCACACCACGGCAGGGUAUCUUUUAUAUGCUGCAACUACUUUCAAGUAUGUUUUCGACUAUCAUCCAGGAGAUGUCUAUUGGUGUACUGCAGAUGUUGGUUGGAUCACAGGUCAUACAUAUGUUGUUUAUGGGCCCCUAGCUAAUGGUGCAACAUCUGUAAUGUUUGAGGGAACACCAUUCUACCCAGAGAAUGACAGGUUCUGGCAAAUAGUAGACAAAUACAGGGUGAACCAAUUCUAUACUGCACCCACUGCAAUCAGAGCUCUGAUGAAAUUUGGUGAUGAACCAGUGAAAAAACAUAGUUUAAAGACACUGCAGGUACUUGGUUCUGUUGGUGAACCAAUCAAUCCAGAAGCAUGGAUGUGGUAUUACAAACUUAUAGGCCAUAGCAAAUGUUCGAUUGUAGAUACUUUCUGGCAAACAGAAACAGGAGGCCAUGUUCUUACGCCAAUUCCUGGAUGCACACCAAUGAAACCAGGAUCUGCUACAUUUCCUUUCUUUGGCGUUCUCCCAGCCCUACUGGAUGAAAAUGGAAGAGAGAUAACUGGCCCAGGUGAAGGGUACUUAGUUUUCAGGAGGCCAUGGCCAGGUAUUAUGAGGACAUUAUACGGAAAUCAUGAGAGAUUUGAAACGACAUACUUCAAGAAGUUUCCUGGAUAUUAUUGCACUGGAGAUGGAGCAAGAAGAGACAAAGAUGGAUACCUCUGGAUAACAGGGCGUGUAGAUGACAUGCUAAAUGUCUCUGGGCAUUUGCUUAGUACAGCUGAAGUGGAAUCUGCUCUUGUAGAGCAUGCAUCAGUUGCGGAAGCUGCAGUAGUAUCACAAGCACAUCCUGUUAAAGGAGAGUGCUUAUACUGCUUUGUGACUCCCGUCGAGGGAGCAGAAUUUUCGAAAAAGCUUGUUGAUGAUUUGAAACGGAAAGUUCGUGAGAAAAUUGGACCAUUUGCAGCACCAGAAGUUAUUCAGUAUGCCCCAGCAUUGCCUAAAACCCGUUCAGGAAAGAUAAUGAGGAGGGUACUAAGAAAAAUUGCACAAAAUGACAGAGACAUUGGUGAUAUAUCAACUUUAGCAGAUGAAAGCAUUGUUGAAAUUUUAUUCCAGAACAGGCCAGCUGGGCUUAAAGGUUAAAGAGCAACCAAUCAAUGUGCCACUGCAUACCAAACAAAUCAGUAUUUGUAACAUUUGUAAGUGUUGUGUUAUACGUGUAAAUGUUUUAGCUGCUAAUUGUGUAAAUAAAACUGAGAAAGGACUGACAAUUUA
Messenger RNA from Schistocerca piceifrons (Central American locust), 2341 nucleotides. It is a transcript of the gene AcCoAS, whose product is annotated as acetyl-coenzyme A synthetase. NCBI's taxonomy places the organism in Eukaryota, Metazoa, Arthropoda, Insecta, Orthoptera, Acrididae. The coding region runs from base 53 to 2209 and encodes 718 amino acids. The record is from RefSeq and is a predicted model, not a curated record. The transcript is spliced from 12 exons. Gene Ontology annotation, molecular function: acetyl-CoA synthetase activity. Gene Ontology annotation, biological process: acetyl-CoA biosynthetic process.